AAUGCUAUUCCGACUUGUCUCCACUCUCCUUCUUGCUCAAACCACAUCAGCAUUCUUCUUCGGAGGAGGUGGUGGAGGUUGUGGAUGUCAGCAGGCGCCAGCUUGCGCUCCACAUCCAGCUCCAGCUCCAUGCUCUGGAGGUAACAUCGUUCAAGGAUACGUUGGUGCUCCACAGCAAGGAGGAUAUGCUGCUGCUCCACAAUAUCCACAACAGGGAGGAUACGGAGGAGCUCAACAAGGCUUCCAAGCUGCCCCAGCUCCAUACCAACCCCAAGGAGGAUACCAAGCUGGUCCAGCACCAGUUCAAGGAUAUCAACCACAAGCUCAAGUCCCAGCUGGAGGAUAUCAAGCUCCAGUUCAACCAGCUCCGGGACCAGCUGAGGUUGCUCCAGCUCAAGUUCAAGCCGGAGGAAAUUACCAAGAUGCUCCAGCCCAAGUCGCGGAAGUUGCUACAGCUCAGGAAUCGGCUCCACCACCAUCAGAAGCUGCUUACACUGGGGAACAAGAAGUAGUAGCUUCCCUUGCCCGUGAAGAGCCAAACUACCAGAACACUGGCACCAAUGUGAUCGAAGCGGCUCAGCACGCUUCCGAGCUUGGAAACCAGGCCGCUGCCGCUGCCGCCAAGGUCGCAGAAGUCGUUGAAGAAGAAGAAGAGCCAAUCAAAAAGAAAGACGAAGGAAAGACUACACAUAUGAAGACCGUUAAAGCUCCAGCUGCUGCUUCCUCAACCACUGCCGCUGCUGCCUCGACAUCUACAGAAUUUCCAGUUGGAGAAGAGAUUGUUGCAGACACCAACGAAAAGGAAGUUGAUAUCAGUGAACUUCACCUUACCGAUGACCCACUCUGCAACUCUGAUGAUUUGAGAAAGGUUGUUAUCGAUAACAUCGAUGACCAAUUGAACAGCUCAAAGAGAAUGAUCCAAUUGGCAGCUGAGGCCCAAUUCGGUGGACGAUUUGAUGUGAUUUGCGCAAAUGGCGAUUUUAGCUAUGUGACCAACACCGAGCUCUACUGCCAAGAGACCAAAGGGGAUAUCUCAUGCUACACCUACCGUCAAUUGUAAAUAUAGAAAUCAAAGAUUUCAAAAACAGUGUUCCAAGUGCAAUAUAGAAAGGAAAUUGUUUCAUUUUCUUCUCCUCUUUGUUAUAUUAUUUCCUGGUUCGACUAAUAAUAAAGUAUUCGCUUAAU
This is a messenger RNA of Caenorhabditis elegans, 1185 nucleotides long. It is a transcript of the gene grl-7, whose product is annotated as Ground-like domain-containing protein. The record is from RefSeq and is marked reviewed. Bases 2 to 1060 code for a protein of 352 amino acids. NCBI's taxonomy places the organism in Eukaryota, Metazoa, Nematoda, Chromadorea, Rhabditida, Rhabditidae. The transcript has 6 exons.